This is a messenger RNA of Eremomyces bilateralis CBS 781.70, 2269 nucleotides long. Its product is annotated as FAD-binding domain-containing protein. The record is from RefSeq and is a predicted model, not a curated record. The transcript is spliced from 4 exons. NCBI's taxonomy places the organism in Eukaryota, Fungi, Ascomycota, Dothideomycetes, Eremomycetales, Eremomycetaceae. Gene Ontology annotation, molecular function: oxidoreductase activity; FAD binding. Bases 421 to 2127 code for a protein of 568 amino acids.
GUCGGAGUCCACGUCUAAUAAAACAGAAAAUCACACCACUGAUCGAUGGAAAGCGGCGUAUUGUCGUUAUAAGUCCGUCGUCUCUGCUCCGCAACGAAUCCUCAUACGUAGUAGGGACUCGACGCGACUCGCGCUCCUGUCCGCGAAAUCGCGGAGAUGUCGCCAGUGUUGCUGGACUUCAGUAUCGGUGGACGGCGGUGCGACUGAGAGCCGUGUAGAUCUCCUGUUUCAAGUCGAACAUAUUAUCGUUUUGGAUUCCUCAAUUCUCAACAUGUCCUUCGAAGUCGUCCUGCAUCCCUCUCGCACCGUUGUUAAAGGCCCUCCUCUUCAGUCGUUUUUGCGUCUCUGGCCUGAGGUCUUUCCUUAAGGUCACUUUUCUUCUUCUAUUCUAUUCAACUUUGAUCGUUCAAGAUCGCACCGAUGAAGCAUAUCUCUAGGUCCAUUACUUUGGGUUUUGCCCUUGCUGGUGCAGCAACGGCGGGCGUCCAAGAACAACAGGUUAUCCCGCCUCAACAUGUCAUUUCACCAGAAUCAUCUUGCUCCGAGACACAGGAAGGAGCCUUCACGCAGCAUGGAUUCGAAGACUGCCUGGCGAAGCAGGCGAUGUCCAUCUUUUACCCCGAAGAUGAAGAGUACGCACCAAUGAUCUACCCUUACAAUCUCCGAAUUCCCAUAUACCCGAAAGCCGUGGUGGUGCCUGAAGAUGCACAGGGCGUGUCAUUAGCAGUGCGAUGCGGGCACCAAUGCGGACUGAAGGUGCAACCUCGAUCAGGGGGCCACUCAUUCGGCAAUUUUGGGCUGGGCGGAAAAGACGGCCAGCUGGUUAUCAGCAUGCAGAACUUCCAGGACGAGAUCGAAAUCGACGAACAGGGCAUCGCCAAGGUCGGUACCGGUUACAGGCUCGGGAACGUUGCGCUCUCUAUAUAUGAGAAGGGGAAGAGGGUUCUUGCUCAUGGCACAUGUCCCGGCGUUGGUGUUGGUGGUCAUUUCACUCACGGCGGUAAUGGAUACUCAAGCCGCCGAUAUGGUCUUGCUGUGGACCAGAUUGUUGGUCUCGACGUUGUCACCGCGGAUGGCGCCAUCGUUUAUGCCAGCGAGAAGCAGAAUCGCGAGCUUUACUGGGCUCUUCGUGGCGCCGCUGACUCUUUCGGAAUCAUUACAACAUUCUACCUUCAAACCAGUCCAGCCCCCGAGAAUGUCGUCUGGUACUCAAUUCGUGCCAAUAUGGACAUCCUCAAGAAUGAGACCCAAUUUGUGCACUACUUCGAGCACAUGCAGAACUUCGCGCAGAAUGCUACUAUCGUCGACCGCAAUCUGGGCAUGGGCAUGUACUAUGACAACUGGAACCACCACUUGUACGGAACCUACUUUGGCUCCGAGGAACACUUCCGAGAGAACAUCUGGCCGUCCAUGCGGGAUGCAUAUCUUCUGGAACCCCAGUCAAUCGUCAUCGCCUCUGUCAGCUGGCCCGAGUCGCUCCAGAACUUAGCAGAGAAAGUCCCGCUCCAGCAGCCGAAGUUCGGAUAUGACAUGGCAUCCAACUUCCAUUCGACCGCCCUCACCAUCCCCAGCACGAACUUGGUCACCCGCGAUGCCUGGGUCAACUACUUCAACUACAUCCAGACCCUUCCCAACAUCGCCGACGACGGCGUCGGCUGGUUCGGAAUGUUGGGUCUCGAAGGGGGUCCGGAUUCCCAAGUCCAGCGGAAAGAUCGCGACGAAAACUUCGCCGCCUACCACCGCAAGGACAAGUUCUGGGACUUCCUCCACUAUUCGUACGUGCCCGAUGAGACCACACCGCAAGACUUCCCGCUCUGGUCGAUUGAAGUUGCCGACGGCCUCACGGCGGCGAUUAUGGACGCCAUGCCCAGUGCGGAAUUUGGCAUGUACAUGAACCAUGUGGACCCCACGUUGAACAAGGAGGAGGUUAUCAAAUAUUAUUACGGCGGCGAGACGCUGUACACGCGGUUGCAGAAGGCAAAAGCGGUAUGGGAUCCCGAGGAGGUGUUCUGGAAUCCACAGAGCAUUGCACCCGCGCCUCGCUCCAGGUCUGGCUGGUCCAAACUGGGGCUGGGGAACGUUUUCCGCACUCUGCAAAUUGCUCCUUCGAUCGUUCCGGAGCUUUAGGUGCAGAGUCCUUUCCUUUCAGACGAGGUAAUGGAUUAAUCGGGGGUGAGGUUUUAGGGGGCUUUUGACAUGCAUUCAACGGCCGGGGCUUUGAUCCUCAGUAUUAUACGGAAUUCCAUAGAUGUAGUAACGGUGUCUUGAU